AUGGAUGCUUUCAUUGAAUCGCUCAACCAGCCAAUGUCUCCAGUGCCAGAUGCUCUUGACCUUCCAGCGACCUUGAGCAUGUCACCUCAUGACCUGCUGGAUGAGGUGAUUUCACAGACCUUAAAAGAUGAGUUGCCGGAUCGUGCAUCUUUACCUGAUUAUCAAUGUACUGCUACUCUGACUAACUAUGGAAGUCCAACUGAAUCAUGUGUGUGGACAUCAUCCAGUGACAACAGUGACAGUGAUUUGAACUUUGACAUUGAAAGCUUUGCAUCAAGUGUCAAUUCAUCACCUACUGAAGCACCCUCUUGUAAAACUAUUACCUAUGAUGAGCAGACUACUCCAGCAAGGAACCCUAACAACCUGUCAUUAGCAUCUUGUGAGCCAGUCUACAACAGUCCCGGGCUUGAUAGCCGGUUCAAUGACUCACUGACUGGACUACUAGGCAGUCCACCACCUGACAGUCCCCUUGCAAAGAAUCCAUUCUUCAAUGACCUCCAGGCCAUCCUUGUCAAUGAUUGUCGUGAGGAUAUGUUGCCACAGUCUCUAUUAGCAACUAUGACAACUCAGCCACAACCUGAUGUUUUUGCCCGUGAGCAGGACCUACAGGAACGCUUCAAUCGACUGACAGAUAAGUUUCCAGAGGAUGUCAAACAGUUGUCAAGUUUCUAUCGUUACCAGGCGGCCCUUGUGGAGACCGAACGUUUCCGUUCACUACACAUGCAAAAGUACCCUUCAGACUAUCAGAGGUCACUGAACCUUCACUAUGAUUCCCAACUCCAUCAAAUCAUGACUCGAGUUGAACAAAGUCUCACUUUGUUAGAGGAGUCUAUGAACAAAUGUUCGAGUCGGGUAAUUAAACCACGCCCCCUUCUGUCUAAGAAGUCAGUGAGAGUGAUGGAGGAAUGGUAUGACAACCACUUGGAACACCCUUACCCGACGGCAUCCACAGUCGAGUUACUCGCAGAUAAAGGAAAAAUCAGUACAGAACAGGUGAAGAAGUGGUUUGCCAACAAGAGGAACAGGUCAAAUAACACUCGCACACUCACUGAGAUUGCCAAGGCGAAGAGGAAACGUCAGAUGGUAGCCUUGUAA
Molecule: messenger RNA, 1095 nt
Organism: Ylistrum balloti
Lineage: Eukaryota; Metazoa; Mollusca; Bivalvia; Pectinida; Pectinidae
Exons: 1
Coding region: 1-1095 (364 amino acids)
Biological process (GO): regulation of DNA-templated transcription
Molecular function (GO): DNA binding
Source: RefSeq, a predicted model, not a curated record